Culex pipiens pallens (northern house mosquito) is the source of this 3114-nucleotide messenger RNA. RefSeq names its product protein naked cuticle homolog. The record is from RefSeq and is a predicted model, not a curated record. The coding region runs from base 51 to 356 and encodes 101 amino acids. The transcript is spliced from 2 exons. NCBI's taxonomy places the organism in Eukaryota, Metazoa, Arthropoda, Insecta, Diptera, Culicidae.
UUCACAAGUAACGCUCCUCGUUCCUCAAAAACUGCUAUGAGAACUUGAUCAUGGACAAGGAGGAGUGCCGGAAGAGUUCACUCUGCCGCCGGGAGCUGAUCGAGAUCAUCCGGGAUAGCAAGGUGAAGAACAGUCUUAGAAAACUCCUGCAAAAUUCACCAAAGCAUCGCCACCGGUCGCACGCGAUUUCGGCCUGCGUCAACGGAGAUCAAGAGCAGCAGUGCACCAUGAUCGGUGCCGACCAAACGCAUGUGGUUGCCGCCCACAACGAGACUAACCUGUGCGGUUACGAUUCCUAUCUGCACCAGACGAUCUGUGCGGCGGCUGCUUCGGCUAAGCAUGCGACCUUGCAUUGACGGCCCUGCCGUAACGACUGGCAGGAUUCUGCAGCAACACGACGCACACACACAGAGGUACGAUGCAUAACGCGCAUUUCAAGCUGAAAUAUACUCAUUUGAACAAUUCGUUUUCUGGAAGGAACUACGCCUCGCAGUCACCAACCGGACCCAGCAAUACCCGAAUCUGUGCUCGACCAGCAAUAUCCGAAUCUGUCAGCUGGCGGAAGAGAUGGUCGAACGGGGAGGCCCCCGGAAGGCUGCCGCCCUCAAGCUUAAGCGAUCCAAAAGCAAAGGGGAGAUCAUCCCGAGAACAGCUAAACUCGACAACGUGCUGGCCGCAGAUCUCCUACUGGAUAUCCUCAAAAUCACAAGACAUCGCCGAUCUAAUGCCUCAUCAGCUCGGCGACCAAAAAGAACAUCCGGAUGCACCACACGACCGCACUGCCAACGGCAGCCUCCAAGAGGCCGUCACCCACAUCCGGGACAUAUUCGCCUACGACAACAGUCGUUACUAAGACGAGGACUCUGAUGAUCGUGUGAUGUAGUCCAACUUUGCGCAGGUUCAUCGCGAAAAGUACAGCAAGAGACAGCAAGAACAAGAAGAUCGGACCUGGAAGACAUGCGGCUGGUAGAAGAGGAGAAGCGGCUGAAGGCGCUGACGAAGAAGAAAGCUGUUUCGAAAGGGAGCAGGGAGGAAAGGAUUAAGAUUAGUUUUUUCCUUUUUUUUUUUGGAAUUUAUUUUGUUGCGGUAUAUUUAUUAGCACAGGCAAGCUGGCAAUCUUUCACCAGUUUUUAGACUAGCUGCUUCAACUCUCGUUUGGCAUUCUCCAAACCACCGAUGUCGGUUCAGGUCGUGACUUCCCCGGCGGAUAUCCUUUGCAGGCCCGUCCAAGUUUAAAUAUAGAAUCUUAACGAAGGGGGAGCGGCCACAUCAGAGAAUCUUCCGUUCAACCGUCCCCGUUUUUUCAACGAUUCCUUGCACUACUCGUACUCGUGCUCCAACUAUCCGAAUCCCUUCACUUUCGCAGCUGAUGAACUAAUAUUUGACGAAGUCGUUCACUUGUAAAGCAAUGGAAAAUCGCUAGCGGAGAGGUCGACCACCGGCGACGUUGCCCCAGUACUAAUCGCCCGUUCUACAACAGCGUUGUCUCCGCCAGUGAACGCGCUAUUCACUAGCCGCGCUUGGUCUUCUGCGACUUGCUUCAUGAUUGAUGACUGUUUACCAUGGUUAACCGCUAGUUGGGUUGUUAAAGCACUGCUGAUGGUUGUCCUCGAGCAUACGCCUGUUGACUUAACCUCCGGCGGAUGUUCUGCAGUGACUUGGAGAAAUCGUCCAGGAUCGGUGACAAGAGAGAAGGCAUCUCCAUGACGCACUCGUUCAGAAUAUCGUCAAUAAACUUGUACACGACCUUGGGCAGCGGCGAUUCUAGAGUACUCGGUGGCCUUUGCGUUUUUUUUUUUCAAAUUUUGAUCAAUUUAUUUCCUUUUUAAUGAAACAUUAAACAAUUUUCAUGACCCGAUUCGCUUGUUGGGCUUGUGCCCCACAGCAGCACCGACGGUGGCUUCGUCUCCGGCGUCGGAACGCACAUGAUGUUGAGCAGAAUCUGGCCGAUGCUGGUGUCGGCCCGCACCAGGAUCUGCACCUUCCCAUUCAUCUUUUGCCGUCAGCUUUGACGAACAGUUUGCACCGCUUGGGAAAGAUGCUGUCAUUUUCCUUGACCGGCGUGAACUCCACCUUGCACGGUUUGGCAUCGGCGGUGGCCAUUCCGUCCGGCUUGCUGUCCUCGGUGGGUUUGGCCACGUUGGCGAAGAUGAAGCCCGUUCCGGGCGUGGAACUUGUCGAGCCAAACCCGAAGCUGAAUCGUUUGGCUGCCGAUGGACUUGGUGCCGCGGCCGUGUUUUUCGUCGUCACUGGUACGACGCUUCCAAACGUGAAUCCACUGGUGGCCGGCUUUGCGGCCGUUGACUCCUUUGUGUCCACCUUGCUGCUACUCUUCUUGGCCUAGAUAUCAUCCAGAUACUUUCGUGAUCCUUGAAGAUCGGCCUCAGCUUUCACACUAGAUUCUCCUUGACCUUCUCCGAAAUCCAAGCGGCCACGGCAACAUUGAGUGCCUUCACGUUGGCUGCAUACUCGUCAUCCCCGGUGUUCGUGCCGACGGAGCCUGCUGUGUCCUCCUUCGGCCGGCUGCCAACCUCGGAAAAGACCAUCUUGCUCGGGUCAGUCGUGGCACAGAUGGUGGCUCGCAGCGCGGACGUCGUGGCCGCCGUCCCAUUGAUAGGUUUUGAUAUUCCACUGAGAAGCGAAAAUGGACUGGCUCCUCCAUCAGUAGGCGUCACAGCCGGUGUCAACGUCACCCCGACGAAGUCCUUGAAUGCAUCAAACACCGACGACCUAGCCGACGACGAUUCACCGCUGCCCGCGGAAUCUGUACCGGCGAUUUCGUUUUAAUUACGCGUUUUUUAAACUUGUCCUCGGAAGUCUGGGCAAAUCGGCCCGCCUCCUCCUCCUCGUUCCAGUUGUCUUGGUUCAGGCCGGACUGCGCACCGCGUUUGGCCAUUUGCCAGGUUAGAACCAGGUUAGCCACUUCAAUUCCCAGAUGUUGCUUUACGGCCGCAACCACGAGUGAUGUUUUAGGUUUGUUUUGAUGUUUUGACGUUUGUCCAUCAGCCCAAGAUAACAUUUGAAGGGUAGGAAUACGCUAAUUGAUUAGCGAUAAUCCUAAUCAACUAGUUGUAAAUUCUAAUUAACUAAACGAUUAUUUUUAGUUAAUUAGAG